Molecule: messenger RNA, 444 nt
Organism: Botrytis porri
Lineage: Eukaryota; Fungi; Ascomycota; Leotiomycetes; Helotiales; Sclerotiniaceae
Exons: 1
Coding region: 1-444 (147 amino acids)
Source: RefSeq, a predicted model, not a curated record
AUGCAUUUUGAUUCCGUGGCUCAAAAGGAGCAGGAGAGGAACUUUAUGGUGUGGUUUCAAAGACUAUUACAGUCAGAACCGGAACAGACUGCCUGUCGACUCGCAGGAAAACAUCGGCCUGGAAAUGGACUUACAGCAGUUCGGUGGAAGACUGGCGGGUAUAAUGUUACCUAUCGCGUCACAUAUGAUGAUGGCUUCCAAGCCAUUGUUCGUUUCGCUGCAUUGGGUCAAUCGCUCUAUCGCACCGAGAAGGUUGAAAACGAGGCUAUCGUACUCCAGUACCUCCGUAAGCAUACCAAGAUUCCAGUUCCACGGCUAUUGGGCGUUGGAAAAAUUGCUCUUGCACCAUACAUUGUUGAAGAAUCCGUCGAGGGAGAUCUCGCUUCUGGUCCGUUUAUGACAUCCAGGACAGAGCUGCAGAAUUUAAAUCCCAACAUUAAGUGA